GUCCUUUAUCUCUUUCCAGGCUCUGGAAUGUGCGCUCAGUCUUCAGAUUUCCUGUUGAACUGUAUAGAUUUCCUGAAAUCUGUCCUUCGCACCCCAGGGCUUUGCAGGCCGGCUUUCCCUCCUCGCUCACAUGGUCGGAUUUUUCUUUCCUGUUCUCCUCCAGCAGAGCAGUCAGGAGAGGACAGUGAAUGGAUGCCAUCCAUACUUCCCUGUGCUAGGAAUUCCCUGGGAUCUAUACCGCCCUAUACGCGAUUAUAUCCGGAUUACGCCUACACCGGCCGCCUUUGCUCUGCGCAAUUUUUUUUCCGCACUUUUCUAUCAUGGAAUAAUGGAGAUAAAUCUGGGACAGAAACUUGGAAUGGAAAUUCGAGCUGACCGUAUACUGGUAAUCUUCCGGCGGUGACAGCUGAGACAUGCGAUCCUCAGCCUCCAGGCUCUCCAGUUUUUCAUCCAGGGACUCAUUAUGGACUCGGAUGCCGGAUCAGAUCUCGGUGUCAGAGUUUAUUUCCGAGACCACAGAGGAUUACAAUUCCCCGACCACGUCCAGCUUUACCACCAGACUGCAGAGCUGCAGGAACUCCAUCACUGUGCUGGAAGAGGCCUUAGAUCAAGAUAGGAAUGCACUGCAGAAGGUGAAAAAAUCCGUAAAAGCCAUCUAUAAUUCAGGACAAGAUCAUGUCCAGAACGAGGAGACCUACGCACAGGCUUUAGAUAAAUUCGGCAGCAAUUUUUUAAGCCGCGAUAACGCAGAUCUGGGCACCGCCUUCGUGAAGUUUUCCACUCUCACCAAGGAGCUGUCAACGCUCCUCAAGAACCUGCUCCAGGGAUUAAGCCACAAUGUCAUCUUUACACUGGAUUCACUUCUUAAAGGUGACCUGAAAGGAGUGAAGGGGGACCUGAAAAAGCCAUUUGACAAAGCCUGGAAAGAUUAUGAAACCAAAUUCACAAAAAUUGAGAAGGAGAAAAGGGAGCACGCAAAACAACAUGGGAUGAUCCGGACGGAGAUAACGGGGGCAGAGAUCGCCGAAGAGAUGGAGAAAGAGAGGAGACUGUUCCAAUUACAGAUGUGCGAGUAUCUUAUUAAAGUUAACGAAAUCAAGACAAAGAAGGGCGUGGACCUCCUGCAGAAUCUGAUCAAGUAUUACCAUGCGCAGUGCAAUUUCUUCCAGGACGGCCUGAAAACCGCAGAUAAACUGAAGCAGUACAUAGAGAAGCUGGCUGCCGAUCUGUACAAUAUAAAACAGACGCAGGAUGAGGAGAAGAAGCAGCUCACUGCCCUACGGGAUCUCAUCAAGUCUUCUCUGCAGUUGGAUCAGAAAGAGGAUUCCCAGAGUAAACAGGGAGGGUACAGUAUGCACCAGCUCCAAGGAAACAAGGAGUACGGCAGUGAGAAGAAAGGCUACCUGCUAAAGAAGAGCGAUGGCCUGAGGAAAGUUUGGCAAAGAAGAAAGUGUAUGGUGAAAAAUGGAAUCCUUACAAUUUCCCAUGCCACAUCCAAUAGGCCUCCUGCAAAAUUGAACCUGCUCACCUGCCAAGUGAAACCCAAUGCUGAUGAGAAGAAAUGCUUCGACCUGAUAUCACAUAACAGGACAUACCACUUUCAAGCUGAAGAUGAACAGGAUUAUAUAGCAUGGAUAUCAGUUUUAACAAACAGCAAAGAGGAAGCACUUAAUAUGGCCUUCCAUGAUGGUCAGAGCACUGGAGAGAGCAGCCUGGAGGAUCUGUCUAAGGCUAUAAUCGAGGAUGUGCAGAAGACCCCAGGGAACGAUGCUUGCUGUGACUGUGGGUCAGCAGAUCCUACCUGGCUGUCUACCAACCUGGGAAUAUUAACCUGUAUAGAAUGUUCUGGAAUUCAUAGGGAAAUGGGGGUUCACAUCUCUAGGAUCCAGUCUUUGGAACUAGACAAGUUAGGCACUUCUGAACUCUUGCUGGCCAAGAAUGUAGGAAAUAAUAGCUUCAAUGAAAUUAUGGAAGGGAAUCUACCUUCUCCGUCACCAAAACCUACUCCUUCCAGCGAUAUGACUGCACGUAAAGAAUACAUCACAGCGAAAUAUGUGGAGCACAAGUUUUGCCGGAGGAUGUGCUCCUCGGGGGCGGAGAAGCAGAGCGAGCUGCUGGAGGCUGUGAAAUCGAGGGACUUACUUGCACUAAUCCAAGUCUAUGCAGAAGGAGUGGAGAUCCUGGAACCACUGUUAGAAUCAGGGCAGGAGCCUGGUGAAACAGUUCUUCACUUUGCAGUGCGCACUGCCGACCACACUUCCCUUCCCUUAGUAGACUUCUUAGUACAAAACUGUGGAAACUUAGAUAAGCCGACAGGAAAAGGCAACACGGCGCUACACUACUGUUGUAUCUACAAUAAGCCUGAAUGUUUGAAACUGCUUCUGAGGGGAAAACCAACUAUAGACCUGGUAAACCAGCUGGGUGAGACAGCGUUUGACAUGGCGAAGAGACUGAGGGCAGUGCAGUGCGAGGAGCUGUUUUCACAAGCAAUGGCUGGCAAACUAAAUCCCCAUAUCCACGUGGAGUACGACUGGAACCUACGGCAGGAAGAGAUUGACGAGAGUGACGACGACUUAGACGAUAAGCCAAGUCCAAUAAAGAAGGAGCGCUCCCCCAGACCCCAGAGCUUCUGCCAUUCUUCCAGUAUCUCCCCCCAAGACAAGCUGUCACUGCCAGGAUUCAGCACUCCACGGGAUAAGCAGAGACUGUCAUACGGUGCGUUCACUAACCAGAUCUUCAUGUCCACCAGCACGGACUCCCCAACGUCACCCAUCACGGACGCCCCUCCUCUACCACCCAGGAAUGCAGGCAAAGCGUCAUCCGGUCCUACAUCCGCCUUCCCCUUAAACACCCAAUCCCCUAGCGGCAGCUCCACUUUAUCCAAGAAGAAAGCUCCUCCCCCACCCCCCGGACACAAACGAACGCUCUCCGAUCCGCCAAGCCCGCUACCUCAUAGUAAGGGCUCAGUACCCUGGGGUAAUGACACAGGACAUAGCCCAGGAGAAAAAUCUCUGAAUAAGUUUGAGAGACUGACUCACUCCGCCAGCACCGGAACCACAAAAACAACAUUAGGGCCCAGAGUUUUGCCAAAACUACCUCAAAAAGUGGCUCUUAGGAAAAUAGACACCACUCAUCAUCUCUCUAUGGAUAAAUACAACCCACAGCCGGACAUCUUCCAGAAGUCCCCCCAGCCCGGAGACUUGACUCAGAAGCCACAACUUGCCGAUCUUCCUCCAAAACCGCAGCCUUCUGAAUUCACGCAGAAGCCGCACGUCGGAGAUCUACCGCCAAAGCCUGGAGAACUGCCUCCUAAACCUCAAUUAGGAGACCUACCACCCAAGCCACAGCUAGGAGAUCUACCUCCCAAGCCACAGCUAAAGGAUCUUCCACCCAAACCCAACCUGGCAGACUUGGUGCCUAAGGCGCCCAUAGCCGAGCCAGUGCCCAAACCUCAAACCCCAGAAGGGAACCAGAAUUCUCAGCCAGCCGAGGUGAUUCAGAACUCGCAGCCGGCUGACCAUACACCUGUCCAGAAACAGGGCUCAGAAGCUUCCAGUGAUGGGCCACCUCCUCUUCCAGAAACACCAGUGCCACUUCCUCGCAAGAUCAAUACAAUUCUGAGGAGACGUAUCUUGGCUGGGAGAAGUCUUCAUGAUGGCCCAGGACAGAUGGAGAAGAAAAGGAAAAGUGAACAACUCCAAUCAGAGAAGAUGUCACUUGGGAAAGCCAAGCUGAAGAGAGUCAAAACAAUAUAUGAUUGCCAAGCGGACAAUGAUGAUGAGUUGACGUUUGUUGAAGGAGAAGUGAUCAUAGUGACCGGUGAAGAGGAUCACGAGUGGUGGAUCGGUCACGUCGAAGGAUAUCCAGAAAGGAAAGGAGUCUUCCCAGUGUCUUUUGUCCACAUCUUGUCAGAAUAAAACCUGGAUGUUAAAGUGUCGCAAAUCAAGCACCCUGCGCGGUGUCCUCGGCUCGUCCCUGUGUCCCCCGCGUCUGUAUAUAAGCUACUGUUACCUUCAUCCAGUACUUCCAUUCUGUGUAUUGUAAAUGUACUAUGUUAUCCUGCCUCCGCCAGUAUUACUAUAGCCAGAGGAGCAGCAGCCACCGCCGCUCCUCUGGGCCCCUCCGGUUAUAAGCACUUUUACCCCCCCUGCGGGCAACUUCAUGUACUGCCAGAGCUGUCUUGUCCAUAUACAUAUAGAUACAAUAUAUAUAUAAUCUAUUAUGCACUUGUUCCCUGAUCACAUGUCAGUCUUCAAUAACACACUGUACUGGGAGGGAAAGGCGAGCAAGUCUGCUCCACCAGUAUUCCCACUAGCAAAGCAAUCACCCUGCGUAUUUAUUACGGAUGUACCGUUUUCAGGAUAGUUUUUGGGGAAAAGAAAAAUAUCUAAGAAAAAAGUCAAGUAUUUCUGUGCUCCGUACCUGUUUGUUUUUGAACUUUUUGCAACACACAUUACUGUUACUUUGCUACAAGUAGUAAAAAGAUGAUAUAUUUCUAUCUAAAGGCUUCUUUUAUUAGAAGUGAUAUACAUAUAUAAAUAUAUAUAAUAUACAUAAAUAUAUAUAUAUUAAAAAAAGAACAAAAAUCCAUCAGACUUCAAUCUAACAACUGCUAAACUAUUAGUCUGUUUACAUUAUGCAUGCGUCUAUCAAAACCACAUACAACAAAAAAAUAAAUAAAAAAAAGAAUAAAAAAUAAAACUCCAGAAUACUUGAAACCUGUGCUCAAUAACAGGGACAAAAGUGUAGUCCUUAUACUUUGUGUAGACCAAGUUGUUCUGUAGCUGUGAGGAUCAAGGGGAAUAUUUUUCCAGUAGAGAGAUCUAUUUGAAAUAAACAGUAUUACGUAAAGUUAAAAAAAAAAAAAAUUUAAAAAAAAGAUCAAAUCUAUGUGGCCGAUGGGCCUCAUGGAAAUAAAUAUGUAUGCCUAUGUAUAAUUUUUUUCAUUUUUUUUAUUUUUUUUUAUUAUUUAAACUGUACCAUAAAUUAUUCAUAGAUGAAAAAGUGGAAUGGACUUAAAUGUAUAUUGUUAGUUACCUAGAAACUUAACAUGGAGGUAUUAAGCCCCGCCCCUGAGGAGUCUCGAUGUGAUAAAAGUGACGUACCACCUCCUCUCACAGGCUGUUGCGGGAUCCUACGGCUCAGGCCAGAUUAUUGUGUUAUGGACUGGAAACUUGUUCAUUAUGGUGAUUGUUUAGAUGGAAAAAAAAUGUACAUACUGCAGGAGUGUUUCCAUUUUAUUGUCUUUUUUUUUUUAUUUUAUUUUUUUUAAUAUACCCAAAAAAAAAGUUGACUAAACUUUAAAAAAAAUUUAAACUUCUGUGCACUUCUUAAAAGAAAAAAAAAAAAAAAAAGAUUUUAUUUUAUGUACUAUUAUUUUGGGUAUUUUAAAGGCACAUAUUUUCUGCAUGUAGAAAUAUUUUAUUUAUAAUUUUUUUUUUAUUUCUGCCCGAAACAUUCAAUGUGACAGUUAAAGAAAAAAAAAUAGUAAUUUGACUGCAGAACCGUCGGAUAUUGGUAACUAAGUCUGUCAGACUUUGCAUGGUGGAAAAAAAACAAAUGGGAAAAAAAAAACUUAUUUUCAAGUAUUUCAGCAAUACUCUAAGAGCUGCAUCACGGACGGAUGUACCUGAAGGAAAUGAGACUUGGUAGGACCUUUUAGCUUCUCUCUCCGUCUGUGGAGUUUACCUUGCAGAGUAUGGUACAGUAUACUGUUUCUAACGCAAAGUCACAAGCUCAUUUUAUUAAUCAUUCCAUAUUUUAAAUUAAUAAAAAUGUUUAAAGUUA
This is a messenger RNA of Hyla sarda, 5787 nucleotides long. RefSeq names its product ArfGAP with SH3 domain, ankyrin repeat and PH domain 1 (gene ASAP1). Bases 414 to 3917 code for a protein of 1167 amino acids. Gene Ontology annotation, molecular function: GTPase activator activity; protein binding. The transcript has 31 exons. NCBI's taxonomy places the organism in Eukaryota, Metazoa, Chordata, Amphibia, Anura, Hylidae. Gene Ontology annotation, biological process: positive regulation of GTPase activity. The record is from RefSeq and is a predicted model, not a curated record. Gene Ontology annotation, cellular component: cytoplasm.